GAUAUAAUUGCAGAUUUACACGAAUUAAUUUAUAUCAUCACAAAUUCCGGCGUUGGUUGCGAGAAAAUACAUCUUUAAUCUGGAUAUGUGACGUCAUUGUGGGUUGUAAUCCGGUGUAUCUGGCAACUGUGCGGCCCUUCGACGACCGCUUGUCAUCCUGGCAUUUAGCUUCAUCCUGGUAACUCACAAAGUCCCCGGACCAAAACAAGGAAAGUCUCGCUGUGCCAGCUGCAUCAUGAGCAGACCGGCUGAAGAUGAGACGGUUGCAUCGUUACCAAAUGUCAGCUCUGUGUCUCCCGCGCAGGACAGCGAUGGAAGCAUCCUGAUGCCUUGCCCGUCCAACGUGUGUGUAGAUGACAACUCAGAACCCCUUCGGAAGAAACUGCGCCUCUCCAAGGAAAAACGUGAAGACUUGGACACGUCGCAGUUCUCUGUGGUCACGUUACCAAUUUCGGAGAACGAUGAGGGCUUUGAGGUGACGACGACCAUCACGGACAGUGAUGUCUCAGACGAAGGUGCCGAUCACAUUCAGAUGCUCCAGGAAGGUGAGGCCUCACUUUCUCCUUCUCCAAAGACGGACGUUUGCGCCGUCAGCCAGGCCUGGUUCACCACUAAAGACGACAAAGACACACUGAUGAAUAACGGUCAUAAGUGGAAACAGGGCAUGUGGUCGAAGGAGGAGGUCGACAUUCUCAUCAACAACAUCAAGCGCUAUGUAAAGGGCCGAGGCAUCGAAGACCCCGCAGAGAUCAUUUUUGAGAUGUCCAAAGAGGACAGGAAGGAUUUCUAUCGCUCGGUGGCCUGGGGCUUGAACCGGCCGCUGUUCGCCGUUUAUCGGCGAGUGCUACGAAUGUAUGACAAUCGCAACCAUGUGGGCAAGUACACAACCGUGGAGAUCGAGAAACUAAAAGAGCUGCGGCAGAAGCACGGUAACGACUGGUCAACUAUCGGUGCAGCUCUCGGGCGCAGUGCCUCGUCUGUCAAAGACCGCUGUCGACUGAUGAAGGACACCUGCAACACGGGCAAAUGGAGCAAAGAGGAAGAGCGGCGACUGGCCGAGGUUGUGUAUGAGAUGGCGGGCGUGUCACCGGGCGUGGCGGUCACCGCAGGAGUUUCUUGGGCUUUGGUUGCAGAAAAGGUUCGCACGCGCUCUGAGAAACAGUGCCGGUCCAAGUGGCUGAACUACCUGAACUGGAAACACAGCGGCGGCACCGACUGGGUGAAGGACGACGACCUGAACCUCAUCCGAAGGAUUCUGGAACUUGAAGUGGAGGACGAGAAUGAAAUCAAGUGGGAGGACCUUGCAGGUGGUUGGAGCAGCGUCCGAUCACCACAGUGGCUUCGUUCCAAGUGGUGGAGCAUCAAGAGGCAGGUGUCCAAUCAUAAGGAGAUCCCCUUCAGCGUUUUGCUGGAGGUGCUCCAGGAGGUGAUGGAGUUCUCCCAGACACCCUCUGGAUCAGGAAACCCCUCGUCCUCACUUCAGAUCAGAGUCGCCAGACUGGAAGAGAACAGCAUUGGCUCCGGUGCCAACUCUGUUGCGGCGUUGCAGAUUCCUGUUCAGAUCCCGCUGCAGAUUACACAUCUGACUUCAGAUUCUCCUGCAGUAGCCAGCGACAGUGAAACUAUCACUGUGAACACGGGAGCCCUGCAGACCUUUGAGAUCCUCUCUUCCUUCCACCUGCAGCCCACUGGCACCCCGGGGACAUACUAUGUCCAGACCUCAUCCAAUCAGAGCCUGCCACUCAGCCUCGCCACCACCCAGGGCCUCCCUCUCAGUUUACCCAAUAACAGCAUGGUUACCCUGACCACAGGCACCGCCCCCUCCUCACACGAGCACGUCAUCCUUCACAGCUUGUCGUCAGAUGGCUUCUGCUCCAGUGAUGGUGUGAUCAUCCAAACUGUGACCUCUGACCCCAGUGCUGCCUCCUCUUCAGAACCACUCAGGCAAUCACAGAGGAAGGAAGAUGUAGAGGGGCGGAGCCAGGAAGACAGGUUCCUGGACAGGUCUGAGACUGUUGUCAUGGAAACCCAGGAUCCAGAUGAAUUUCAUGAGAAGGAGUCAAGUCCUUCACAGGAGGAUCCAGCAGUGCACUCUGGGAUAGCGUCCAGCAGCGCUGUGCUCAUAGUGUGUCCUCCGAACAUCAGCAGCACCCUGAUAGAUCCCAUCCUAGAGAACCAGGAAGGCUCUGACUGAACGAGACCCAAAGUCUGGUGUGACGCACCGCCUCUACAGGACGUCCCAGGUUGUGUGAAGUCACUUUAGUGCUGACAUGACUAAACCCCUCCACCCCAAGAUGAAAUAGGAGUACGCUAACAGUCCAUCGCUGUCAGAUUUUCAGAGCCAAAGGUGUUCUAGAAGUUGUGAUGAUGGAAGAGUUGGGGUCCCGGUGGGAGCUGAAUGCCUUAUUUCCCAUUAAAUAGGGCUGCAUGAUGAUUUCCUUCACGAAAGUAGGAAUGUGUGCAUUUACAGGUGACAGUUAACUUUCAUCAACUAUACAUUUCAACAGACUUUGGGCAGCCGACACUCGUCAUCCUAAUCAUUGGUCCGGACAGAUGACUUUGAUCUUUUGGACACCUGAAGUUGGUAAAGGACCCUCAAUUAUAUUAAGACGGCUGCAUUACAGGGUCAGUCCGAUGUGCUUCACAACCCAUCCUGGUUCUUCUGCUGCUAAUCGUUGGAUUUUUCAUAUUUCCCAGAUGAUGGAAUCAGGUGACCUCUGACCUAACCUCCAGCU
This is a messenger RNA of Thalassophryne amazonica, 2735 nucleotides long. It is a transcript of the gene dmtf1, whose product is annotated as cyclin D binding myb-like transcription factor 1. Gene Ontology annotation, cellular component: nucleus. Lineage: Eukaryota; Metazoa; Chordata; Actinopteri; Batrachoidiformes; Batrachoididae. Gene Ontology annotation, biological process: regulation of transcription by RNA polymerase II. The transcript has 17 exons. The coding region runs from base 236 to 2194 and encodes 652 amino acids. The record is from RefSeq and is a predicted model, not a curated record. Gene Ontology annotation, molecular function: DNA-binding transcription factor activity, RNA polymerase II-specific; RNA polymerase II cis-regulatory region sequence-specific DNA binding.